UACUCAUUCGGUCCAUUUGCGGCCACCCUGAUGACAAAUCAUUUUUGCGUGAACGUUAUUAAAAUCUGCAUUAAAAGUAUACAUAUGCAUGUGUAUAUUUAAAUAAUUUUUGUAUUUCCUUGAACGCAACAUGAUUAUUACUAUAAAAAAUCUUCAACAGCAAACUUUUACUAUUGAGUUUGCGCCAGAAAAAACGGUUUUGGACCUGAAGAAAAAAAUAUUCGACGAGCGCGGUGCGGAAUAUGUUGCCGAAAAGCAGAAACUCAUUUAUGCAGGCGUCAUUUUGACUGAUGAGCGUACUAUUGGAUCAUACAAUGUCGAUGAAAAGAAGUUCAUAGUAGUGAUGUUGACACGCGAUUCAUCUAGUGUAAAGCACAAUCAAAAUUGUCCAAAGGAAACUGAGAAGUUGACAACCACUAAGAAUGUAAAGUCCCCAGAAAACUUAAACACUAAUAACGCUUCUGCCACUGGGAUUACAGAAGAUCAGUUACCUGUCCCAACACGUGAAACAAUAGCUCCAGUUCCAAGACCAAUUUCCCGUAACGAUUUGAUUGGCGAGUUGGCCAAUGCUUCCUUACAGUCGCGCGCUGAAUCUAACUUGCUAAUGGGUGACGAAUACAACCAAACUGUUCUGUCAAUGGUGGAAAUGGGUUACCCCCGCGAGCAGGUGGAACGUGCGAUGGCCGCUAGCUACAAUAACCCAGAAAGAGCCGUUGAGUACCUCAUUAAUGGAAUACCCGCUGAGGAGGAAGCUAUAUAUAAUGUUGUGGAUGAAUCCACAAAUCCAAGAGUAAUCACCUCCGGACCUCAAGCGUCAUCUGUCGAUCGUCCACCAGAAUCAAAUUCAGAUCCCUUUGAAUUUUUAAGGAGCCAACCUCAGUUUCUACAAAUGCGUUCUUUAAUAUAUCAAAACCCCCACCUUUUACAUGCCGUACUGCAGCAGAUUGGUCAGACAAACCCAGCUCUUUUACAACUUAUUUCUGAGAACCAAGAUGCGUUUCUUAACAUGCUAAAUCAACCGAUUGAAAGCGAAUCAGAAACAAAUGAGUCAGAAGCGCGCGGUUCAAACGCUCGUACGCAGUCGAAUUCUGCUGAGAUUGAAAGCCUGUUUUCGUCAGAAUUGGAAGGAGCUGUUGCAGCACAAAGAACAGCCGCUGGCGGAAGUGUGAUUCAAAGAGAUAACGCACAUAAUAUUGAAGAUUUGGAACAACCUUCAGGAGUCUCAACCAUUCGUCUAAAUCGCCAAGACCAGGACGCAAUAGAAAGGCUGAAAGCACUUGGAUUCCCAGAGGCUCUUGUACUGCAAGCUUACUUCGCGUGUGAAAAGGAUGAGGAACUUGCAGCUAAUUUCUUACUUUCUUCUAGCUUUGAUGAUUAGGUUGGCGAAAUGUAAAAAGUUAUUCAUAUACUACAUACAGAAAUCGUUACAAAUAAAAAAUUAUGUUCUAAAACCAUA
Messenger RNA from Drosophila biarmipes, 1456 nucleotides. RefSeq names its product UV excision repair protein RAD23 homolog B (gene Rad23). Gene Ontology annotation, cellular component: nucleoplasm; cytosol. The record is from RefSeq and is a predicted model, not a curated record. The coding region runs from base 131 to 1378 and encodes 415 amino acids. NCBI's taxonomy places the organism in Eukaryota, Metazoa, Arthropoda, Insecta, Diptera, Drosophilidae. Gene Ontology annotation, biological process: nucleotide-excision repair; proteasome-mediated ubiquitin-dependent protein catabolic process. Gene Ontology annotation, molecular function: polyubiquitin modification-dependent protein binding; damaged DNA binding; proteasome binding. The transcript is spliced from 5 exons.